CAGUUAAUUAGUCAAGAGCCACAUCAGCUACCUUUCUUGUGUACAUGGAUAUCUCAUCAAAUCUUUCUCCCGCAAGCAUAAUAUUUGUUAGGGACGACACAUAGCAUCUUCUUCCAAGCUAGAGAUUAUGACCGCCGCAAACCCUGGAAAUCAUGACAACAAUUGUGCUUUCCAAACAGCAAUUAAGGCACGUUUCAUAAACCUAAUCAUGUUAAUAUAUAUAUAUAUACACACACACAGAAUGCAGGCUAGGGACGAAGCUAAUUUGAAGAGUACCUGUCUUGAGCUUUUUGGAGUUUCAAAUUCUUGAAGCUAAGGCUUCGACUUGAUUUAGGGUUCAGGCUAUGGAUUUAAGGUACAUUGAGUCGACUCUGCCGGCCGGGUUCAGGUUCUGCCCCAGCGACGAGGAGCUUCUGUGCUACUACUUGCAGAAGAAGGUGACUAAUGAGAGGGCUUCUCAAGGAACCAUGGUGGAAGUGGAUUUGCACACUCACGAGCCAUGGGAGCUUCCAGAGGCGGCGAAGCUGAACAAGAACGAGUGGUAUUUCUUCAGCUUCCGCGAUCGGAAGUACGCUACAGGGUGGCGAUCCAACCGAGCGACCAAAAGCGGAUACUGGAAAGCGACGGGGAGAGAUCGAACGGUUUGCGAUCCCAAGCGCCGUGAGAGCGUCGGGAUGAGGAAGACAUUGGUGUUCUACGAAGGGAGGGCUCCCAACGGGAAGAAGACCAACUGGAUCAUGCAUGAAUUCAGACUGGAAGGGCUGCAUACGCAACCCAAGGAAGACUGGGUGCUCUGCAGAGUAUUUCACAAGAAGAAAGGGGAUCCAGUGAAGUACAAGUCGGAGAAUGAGCAGGAGAUGAUUAAUCCCGGCAACUCGAGCUGCUUCUCGUCAGUGUACAUGGACUUGGACUUGUCUCCUCCUCAUCAUCAUCAUGAUCAGCAAAUGCCUGAUUCAAGAGCGUGCCAUGGACAUGCGACAACCUCAGCAUUCCCCGCCCUUCUCCCGCAGCAGCAGGAGGAGGGCAUCAAGCCAAGCACCUUGCUCGACUUGGCAUGGCUGCAUUACGACUUCCUCGAGUCAAAAGGCAGUGGCGAAGACGGCGGCUUGCUGUUCGACAUGGGUCUGGAUGAAGAACAUGAACGUGAGCAGCUCGUGGAAGCUGCGGGAUUGAUGGAUGACAACUUUGGAGCCUCGAGCGGCGUAGUUGUUCAAGGUGGAAACUACUGCGACGCUCAGGCCUUCUGAAAGUAAAAUCCAACACUCCAAAUUCUUUCAUUUGGAUUCAAAACUUCAUCCCAGUUAUAUCAUUGUAGCUAGGUAUGCAAAAGAUUGUACUAUAUAUUUCAGAUCUAUAGUUCGAGCACCUAGUGUACAGCAGUUUUUUUUUUUCAAAUUCAAGGCAAUAAUU
This is a messenger RNA of Zingiber officinale, 1410 nucleotides long. RefSeq names its product NAC transcription factor 32-like. Lineage: Eukaryota; Viridiplantae; Streptophyta; Magnoliopsida; Zingiberales; Zingiberaceae. The record is from RefSeq and is a predicted model, not a curated record. Bases 345 to 1247 code for a protein of 300 amino acids. Gene Ontology annotation, molecular function: DNA binding. Gene Ontology annotation, biological process: regulation of DNA-templated transcription. The transcript has 3 exons.